Lasiodiplodia theobromae is the source of this 990-nucleotide messenger RNA. Its product is annotated as Inositol oxygenase. Bases 1 to 990 code for a protein of 329 amino acids. The transcript is spliced from 2 exons. The record is from RefSeq and is a predicted model, not a curated record. NCBI's taxonomy places the organism in Eukaryota, Fungi, Ascomycota, Dothideomycetes, Botryosphaeriales, Botryosphaeriaceae. Gene Ontology annotation, molecular function: iron ion binding; inositol oxygenase activity. Gene Ontology annotation, biological process: inositol catabolic process. Gene Ontology annotation, cellular component: cytoplasm.
AUGGCCCCCAUCGCCAUCGACAACGCCGCCCCCGCCGCUGUCCCUGCCAAGGGCCAGGACGGCAUCAACACGGAGCGCGAUGGUCUUGCUCUCGAGGAGCUCUCCGACAACAUCGACGCCGUCAACGUUCUCAAGGAUACGUUGAAGAAGCAGGGCAUGACCCAGGAGGAGGUCGACAUCUACGCUCAGUCCAAGUUCGACGCCGAGAAGGACAAGACCCAGUUCCGCCAGUACGAGGAGGCGUGCGACCGCGUGAAGAACUUCUAUCGCGAGCAGCACGAGAAGCAGACCGUUGCCUACAACCUCAAGGCCCGCAACGACUUCCACUCCAAGACCCGUGCUGAGAUGACCGUCUGGGAGGCCAUCGAGAAGCUCAACACCCUCAUCGACGAGUCCGACCCCGACACCUCGCUCUCCCAGAUCGAGCAUCUUCUCCAGACCGCCGAGGCCAUCCGCCGCGAUGGCAAGCCUCGCUGGAUGCAGCUGACUGGCCUGAUCCACGACCUUGGCAAGCUUCUCUUCUUCUUCGACGCCCAGGGCCAGUGGGACGUUGUCGGUGACACUUUCCCCGUCGGCUGCAACUUCGACAAGCGCAUCAUCUACCCCGACACCUUCAAGGGCAACCCCGACUACGGUCACGAGAUCUACGGCCAGGAGUACGGCAUCUACACCCCUGGCUGCGGUCUUGACAACGUCAUGCUCUCCUGGGGCCACGACGAGUACCUCUACCACAUCGCCAAGGAGCAGUCCACCAUCCCCGACGAGGGUCUCGCCAUGAUCCGCUACCACUCCUUCUACCCCUGGCACAAGGAGGGCGCCUACCACUGGAUGAUGAACGAGAAGGACAAGAAGAUGCUCGAGGCCGUCAAGGCUUUCAACCCCUACGACCUCUACUCCAAGAGCGACGACAUGCCCAAGGCUGAGGAGCUCAAGGACUACUACCAGGAGCUCAUCGACGAGUACUUCCCCAACAAGGUCAUCAGGUGGUAG